This is a messenger RNA of Diachasmimorpha longicaudata, 2211 nucleotides long. It is a transcript of the gene Mettl3, whose product is annotated as N6-adenosine-methyltransferase catalytic subunit. The record is from RefSeq and is a predicted model, not a curated record. Bases 227 to 1894 code for a protein of 555 amino acids. Gene Ontology annotation, cellular component: RNA N6-methyladenosine methyltransferase complex; nucleus. Gene Ontology annotation, molecular function: mRNA (2'-O-methyladenosine-N6-)-methyltransferase activity; mRNA m(6)A methyltransferase activity. Lineage: Eukaryota; Metazoa; Arthropoda; Insecta; Hymenoptera; Braconidae. The transcript has 4 exons.
AUCAAGAAUCUGCUUUACCCCGUGAGUGUGCCACUGGCGUACAACAAUUGAUUAUUUUUGAAUGACUUUAGAUUUGUGUGAUUAUUUUGUCAACUGAUUAAUAUUACUGUGAACAGUAUUGAAUUUUUUAUACAACCGUAACUUGAUGAAUAUUUGUUUGUCUCAUGAUUUGGUGAAGUGUUGUGUUUAAGCCUAAAUUCAAUGUUUCUAACCUCAUGGAACAAAUAUGUCAGACGCUUUUGAAGAAAUUCAGGCUAUUAAAAUAAAAAGAAACAGUUUACGGGAGAAAUUACAAAAGAGAAAACGAGAGAGGAAUGAAUUAUUUACUUUGACUGCUCUACCGUCGUCUACCACAAGUGGAUUAGUUGCUGAUACUGGCAGGACAAGUGAAUCCAAUGCUUCCUUAUCACAUCGAGGGAAGUACAAUGAAUACGAAAGAGAUAUCUUGGGUAUUCUGCACGAGAGUCUUCCUGACACUCCAAUCACAUCAGCUGAUCUCAGCGUUCAACUGAGGAAGAAUCUGAGUGCUGAUGUGCUCCACAGUGAUGUCAAAACAAUUCUGGAGAAAUUGGCAGGUCAAGAUGUUCUCAAAAUGAAAGAGGUCACCGAGGAUGGAGUUCUGGGGUACACAGUUCUAUCCAUCGUUGAAACCCCCAAUAAAACCGAAGAAUCGAAUGCCAAUGACACCCCAGACAAUGAAUCCCACGAUAAGACCGAUGACGACGAACUUGAAGAUGAGGAUGUUGAUGGGCCACCGGAGAAACACGCCAAACAAGACCAGAAGAAUGCCGAGGACAUCAUGUCUCUUAUACUCAUGCCCACAAUUAGGGAAAAGGAGAGCAAAAAGGUUGGGGAGCAGAUUCUGGAUCUUCUUUCUAAGCAAACGUCCAAAGAAAAAUCACUGGCAGAGAGGUUUAGGUCUCAGGGAGGGGCUCAAGUGAUGGAGUUUUGUCCACAUGGUACUAGGGUUGACUGCACCAAACUGAAUGGGGGAGCUACGGCUAAAUGCAAAAAGCUACAUUUUAAAAAAAUUAUUCAGGGACACACUGACGAAUCUUUGGGGGACUGCAGCUUUUUGAACACUUGUUUUCAUAUGGACACAUGCAAAUAUGUACACUACGAAGUAGACGGUUCGACAGCACUUUCCAAAGAGUCCUCAACAGACUCAGAAAAUGGUAAUCCCCCAAGCACAACGACAAAAGCCUCAGACAAUCAGGGAUCAGUGUCAUCUCCAGCAUCAGGCACAGAACUGACUCUCUAUCCUCCCCAAUGGAUCCAGUGUGACUUGAGGUACCUAGACAUGACGGUUUUGGGUAAAUUUGCUGUGAUAAUGGCAGAUCCUCCUUGGGAUAUUCACAUGGAGCUGCCUUAUGGUACCAUGUCUGAUGACGAAAUGCGUCAGUUGGGAAUCCCAGCUCUUCAGGACGAGGGUUUGCUCUUCCUGUGGGUAACGGGCAGAGCCAUGGAGCUCGGCAGGGAGUGUCUCCAGCUAUGGGGGUACGAGAGAGUUGACGAAAUCAUUUGGGUGAAGACGAAUCAGCUCCAAAGGAUCAUCAGGACAGGGAGGACUGGUCACUGGCUGAACCAUGGUAAGGAGCACUGUCUCGUUGGGAUGAAAGGCAAUCCCCGGAUCAAUAGGGGCCUCGACUCCGACGUUAUUGUUGCUGAAGUGCGUGCGACGAGCCACAAACCCGACGAAAUUUACGGUAUAAUCGAGAGAAUGAGCCCCAGCACUAGGAAAAUCGAAUUAUUUGGAAGACCACACAAUGUUCAACCUAAUUGGAUAACGUUGGGUAACCAGGUGGAUGGAGUACAUCUCAUUGAUCCAGUCCUCAUAAAAGCGUUUAGGAAACGUUAUCCAGAUGGAAAUUCAAUGAAACCCAACAAAUCGUGAGAAUAUUCGAAUGAUAUAAUCUCUGCAAUGGAAUUAUUUCCUGCAAAUUUUGACUUCCUGAGUUUUUUUAUAAAAAAAUUGCACAUUUACGGCAAUUCAAUAAUUUGGCACACACGACACAAUCAAUAAUUGAUUGUAGAUAUUAUUCGACAUUACUGAGCCUUCUGUCAGUAGCUGAGACGAACUCUCUAUCCUAUUUUAGUGUAUUUUUAUGAAAUGUCUUCGAAGUUCAUAAAAAAAGUAAGUACAAUUUUUCGAAAGUAAAAUGUAAAAAGGUGUCUCCUUAGCAGACAAUAAAUUCAAUUCUAUUAUAUCCA